AUUUAAUAAUAAGUAAGACCAGGAUAAUGCUUCGUAGCUUAAAACAACAGCCAAGUAGCUGGAAGCGUAGUUUGGCUACAAUUGCCGAUCCAGCGGCUAAUCCUAAUCGAGUUCAUGGUGGAUUAAAAGAUUCUGAUCGUAUUUUCCAAAAUGUUUAUGGAACUUAUGGACAUGAUUUAAAAUCAGCACAAAAGAUGGGAGAUUGGUAUAAAACUAAAGAAAUUAUUUUAAAAGGUGAUAAAUGGAUUAUUGAUGAAAUGAAAAAAUCUGGUUUAAGAGGUAGAGGAGGUGCUGGAUUCCCCUCUGGUCUUAAAUGGUCAUUUAUGAAUCCUCCAAAUUGGGAAAAAAAUGUUGGACCAAGAUAUUUAGUAGUUAAUGCUGAUGAAGGUGAACCAGGUACUUGUAAAGAUAGAGAAAUUAUUAGAAAAGAUCCUCAUAAAUUAGUUGAAGGAUGUUUAUUAGCUGGUAGAGGUAUGAAUGCUACUGCUGCUUAUAUUUAUAUUAGAGGUGAAUUUUAUAAUGAAGCAGUUAUUUUACAAAAUGCUAUAAAUGAAGCUUAUAAAUCUGGUUUACUUGGUAAAAAUGCUUGUGGUUCAGGUUAUGAUUUUGAUGUUUAUAUUCAUCGUGGUAUGGGAGCUUAUGUUUGUGGUGAAGAAACUGCAUUAAUUGAAUCAAUUGAAGGUAAAGCUGGUAAACCAAGAUUAAAGCCUCCUUUCCCUGCUGGUGUUGGUUUAUUUGGUAGACCAACUACUGUUGCUAAUGUUGAAACUGUAUCUGUUGCUCCAACUAUUUUAAGAAGAGGUGGAGAUUGGUUUGCAUCAUUUGGUAGAGAAAGAAAUUCUGGUACAAAAUUAUUUUGUAUUUCUGGUCAUGUUAAUGAACCAUGUACUGUUGAAGAAGAAAUGUCAAUUCCAUUAAAAGAAUUAUUAGAAAAACAUUGUGGUGGUAUUAAAGGUGGAUGGGAUAAUUUAUUAGGAGUUAUUCCUGGUGGAUCAUCAGUUCCAAUUAUGACCAAAGAAACUUGUGAAAAUGUUUUAAUGGAUUAUGAUGCAUUAAGAGAUGUUGGAUCAGGUUUAGGUACUGCAGCUGUUAUUGUUUUAAAUAAACAAACUGAUAUCAUUAGAGCUAUUCAAAGAUUUGCUCAUUUCUAUAAGCAUGAAUCAUGUGGUCAAUGUACUCCAUGUAGAGAAGGUACAACUUGGUUACAAAGAAUGAUGGAUAGAUUUGUUUCUGGACAAGCUACUGAAAAGGAAAUUGAUAUGAUUUUUGAAUUAACUAAAGAAGUUGAAGGUCAUACUAUUUGUGCUUUAGGUGAUGCUGCUGCUUGGCCAAUUCAAGGUUUAAUUAAAUCUUUUAGACCUGUCAUGGUAGAUAGAAUUAAUGAAUUUAAAGCUAAGAAUGAAACCAUUGGUUAUGGUGGUUGGAUAGAAGGUGGUAAAGUCAAAGAAGGUAGAGUGGUUGACAAUCCCGUUCCAGCCCAUCAUUAAUCAAUCAUCAUAGAUAUAUCACAUACAAUCAUUCUUUAUUGAUUGUUUAAUCAUUAAUCAUACCUACACAAAAAAAAAAAAAA
This is a messenger RNA of Scheffersomyces amazonensis, 1570 nucleotides long. It is a transcript of the gene NDH51, whose product is annotated as Ndh51p. The transcript has a single exon. Gene Ontology annotation, molecular function: NADH dehydrogenase (ubiquinone) activity; NAD binding; 4 iron, 4 sulfur cluster binding. The coding region runs from base 27 to 1487 and encodes 486 amino acids. The record is from RefSeq and is a predicted model, not a curated record. NCBI's taxonomy places the organism in Eukaryota, Fungi, Ascomycota, Pichiomycetes, Serinales, Debaryomycetaceae.